Messenger RNA from Osmia bicornis bicornis, 1897 nucleotides. RefSeq names its product vesicle-associated membrane protein-associated protein B (gene Vap33). The transcript has 6 exons. Gene Ontology annotation, cellular component: plasma membrane; endoplasmic reticulum membrane. Gene Ontology annotation, biological process: endoplasmic reticulum membrane organization. Gene Ontology annotation, molecular function: FFAT motif binding. The coding region runs from base 212 to 982 and encodes 256 amino acids. Lineage: Eukaryota; Metazoa; Arthropoda; Insecta; Hymenoptera; Megachilidae. The record is from RefSeq and is a predicted model, not a curated record.
UUCCGUCGUAACGCAUGCGUAUUUGAUUCGGAGCAAAAAUCAGAAUUAGUCCAACGGAAUCCCGGAAAGUAGUGAGACACGGCGGUGCCGUUGUAUAAAAUCAUAAGCAGGGCUGAUUAAACUGUCAAGACGUAGUCUCGUACAAGUUAUUCACGCGUUUAAAAAGUGUUGCGGCUAAUCGUCCCUGGGAUACGGUCGACAGUCAAGCAGGAUGGUGAAGCCUGAGCAAGUUUUAAUUAUCGAACCGCAAAGCGAACUGCGGUUCAGGGGCCCGUUCACAGGAUCAUCAGUCACAUCUUAUAUAAAAUUAACUAAUCCAUCGAAUCACAAAGUUUAUUUUAAAAUAAAGACAACUGCACCUAAAAGGUAUUGCGUACGUCCUAAUUGUGGAACUGUUAGACCAAACCAAGUCACUCAAAUAGCUGUGACUCUGCAACCAUUUGAUUUUGAUCCAGCAGAAAAAAAUAAACACAAAUUUAUGGUACAAGCUUUAAUAGCUCCGGAUGACGAUGAUGAAGACUAUUCCGAUGUGUGGAAAGACACAAACCCAGAUCAAUUAAUGGAAUCUAAAUUAAAAUGUGUAUUUGAAAAUCCUGUAACUAAUACAACAACUGCUAAAAGUCCUUCAACUGCAACAACGACUAAAACGGAAGUGAACACAAAUAAUGGUAAAAACAAAGGAGUUGGUGAUUCUGUUAAGUCAUCACCAAAGAUUCUUGGGGAAACAGAAGAAAAAUUAAUAAAAGCAGCACAGGAAGUGAAUCAGCUCAGGGUAGAAGAGAGCACUCUUAGGCAGGAAAAUCUUCAAUUGAAGGAGGAUUUAUUGAAAUUACAAAACGCGGCAUUGGGUAACGAUGCUACUUUAAUAGCGGCUAGAGGUUUGACCUCACCAAGCAGUAGCCAAUUGUCACCAAUUCCUACCAGCGUCCUCAUUGCUAUUGUCAUGGCCAUUCUAGGAUAUGUGCUGGGAAAAUUGAUCUGAGCAGCCAUUACUUUACCGCAUAACUUGGCACAUCCCUUCUUCCCCUGUGUUCCUUAGCCUGCCCUCUGCUACCAUAUACCAUGUACUGAUCGUAAGGAUCGAAACCAGUCAUUGUAUUACACGGUUGUUCAUAAUAAAUAUUAUAAACAUGAACGGGUAGUGGUUUACAAUAAUAGAGUUAUCAGCUGCAGGAGUGUGCUUAUAUUUUGGUAAAGCGACCGAAAUUGAAAUCCUCUUUUAAGAAAUAAUCGCAGUGCUCGAAUGGUUACUGUUGGAGUCUCGGCGCAAAACUUUAUGACAGAUUUUGUUAUUAUGUAUUAGAAAGAAAAAAAAACGUACUAUUAGUUUAAAUAGAAAAUUAUAAAUAAAAAUAAAGUAUUAUAUAUUCACAUUUAUAAAUCGCUUUUGUUUCUAUAUUUCUUACAAAAGGAUUUUCGGUUUACAUAUAGGCUUACGAUUGUAUCAUUGAAAUCAUGUUGUCACUAAGUGAAUUAUGUAUAGGAUACAAACAAAUUUAUUAAAUACAAUUCCUUUAAACGAACAUAUACGAUUCAAAAGAAAGUAAAUUCUGUUGUCUUGAGAAUUGUUGGAUUCUCGUAUGAAAGCAGAAUCCGAAUCUUUUUUUUUCUCUUCAACAUUCUCAGCGGUACUUAACAAUCACACGAUGUAAGAUUGUACAUAAUGUAUCCAUUUUAAAAUAAUGUAUUAAUGUCUAACAUAUAGUCAGGAGGGGAAGGGGGGCUGGCUGAAUUGGUAGUGGUCUAUGACUCAGACAUUGGACACGCUGGCUUUAUCCAUCAGUAAUGGUAUAUCACUUAAGGAGUUAAUGCAUUAAUGUUUUUGACGCUUCAGUGUAUUUUUAUUUCUUUAUGUUUAUCUUAUAAAAAUUCGAAAUAAAGAUGUCAGAUGGCGAAA